GCGGGCGGGCGAGGCGAGCGGGAUACAUUGUUACCGGGACGGGGCGGGAUACAUUGAUACAUUGUUACUGUCCCGACAUUGUAUCCAGAGGCUGGGAAUUCACCAGGAACAACUGGGAAAACUCUCCCCGAGAAAUGGAGCCGCAGAUCCAGAUGGUUGGCAUAACAAGUGGGACUAUGAUAGUUAAAGAGCUGGCGGCUGGCCUAUAGAAGCUGCUGUCGAUGAACAACUUUUGUGUCCAACAUUAAGUCGGAUAGUCCCAGGAACCAUGGCAGCCCAGCGAAUUCGCUCCACCAACACGAGUGGACUUCCUCGGUGUAAAUCCGAAGGGACGUUAAUCGACUUGAAUGAUGGUUUCUCUGAUCUCGGGAUGAACGAUGUCAAAGGGCCUUCUCCUAGCACCUUGAGGUUGAAUACAUCUACAUCUUUUGGCAAUGCACGUGAAGUUGUGGCUAUCAAGGAUUACUGUCCUACUAAUUUUACCACGCUCAAAUUUAACAAGGGGGAUCUCCUGUAUGUCCUGGACACCUCUGGAGCUGAAUGGUGGUAUGCCCACAACAACACUGAAAUGGGCUACAUUCCUGCUUCCUACGUUCAACCUGUUGGCAGAAGUUCCUCCCUUUGGGACAGUGGAAUGGUGGACAACAUUGGGGACAGUUCUGACGAAGGUGCCAAAGAGAUGGACUUACUUGGAGAGUGGGGAGAUGCCUUUGAAAAAAUGUCUUCAAAGCCCCAACACAAUAACCCAUUUUUGAACGGCUUUGCAUCCUCCAAUCCAUUUUUAGAUGGAAACGUACAGAGCCUCGGUUCCAACAGUGAACAGGCAGCCAAAUCGGAGGUGGAUCUACUUCUGUUUGACCCUGUAACGCCACCUUUCACAGCCAACAGUGUAAGCAAUGGUGCUUUUGAGGAAGACCCGCUAAUUAGCUCAAAAGCUGAGUUUGACCCACUCCUGGGUAGGAACAAUCCGUUCUUCAGGAGCAAGCGAUCGUACAGUAUGUCUGAGCUUUCGGUCUUGCAAGCCAAGUCUAAUGGACCUCCCUCAUCUGGAUUCUUCAGCGGUAUGCAGUCUCCAGACCCUGAACAGUUCAAGAGCAGGGAGGACUUCCGAACGGCAUGGCUUAACCACAGGAAAAUGGCACGCUCGUGCCACGAUCUAAAUUCUCUUGGGCAAAACCCUGGCUGGGGUCAGACCCAACCUGUGGAGACGAAUAUUGCGUGCAAGCUGGAGAGUGCAGGCGGGGCAGUUCAACUUCCAGACACCAGCAUCAGUAUUCACGUGCCAGAAGGACAUGUCUCUCCCGGGGAAACCCAGCAAAUCUCAAUGAAAGCCUUGCUGGACCCUCCCAUCGAGUUGAACAAUGACAGAUGCACCACCAUUAGCCCCGUGGUUGAGAUCAAAUUAAGCAACAUGGAAGUCAAGACCUUCCUUACCCUGGAAAUGAAGAUCUCUGCUGAGCUAAAGGACGAUGUAGCGAGCAAGAAGGAUGCUGAGAUCACCUGCUUGUGCAGCGACAGCAAAGAUGGGCCAUUCUCACCAAUGCCUCAGGUUUAUCACUAUGGCGAUACAGUACAGGUGCAGCUGGACAACCUGGAGCCUUGCAUGUACAUUGUCGUGGUGUCUCAGGCCAGGGCUCUGCAGUACCCUGACACCGUGUGGGAUUGCAUUAACAAAAAUGUCACAGUCGGGGUUUAUGGGCCCAAACAUAUCCACCCUUCAUUCAAGGCAGUGGUGGCCGUUUUUGGCCAUAACAGCGCGCCCAAGUCUUUGCUGGUCAGCGAGGUGGGUCAAGAAGUUUUGGCCACACCCCCAGUGGCGUUGCAGCUGUGGGGUAAGCACCAGUUUGUGUUAGCCAAGCCCCAGGACCUGAAGAUCAGCAUCCAUCCCAAUAUUUCUAACUACGAGGUCAAACCCUCCGACCAGGUUAAGGUCGUCCGUGGGUUUCAGGUGAAGCUCGGGAAGGUCAGCCGCCUCAUCUUUCCCAUCCACUCGCGCGUCCCGGACGAGCUUUCCGACUUCACGCUCAGGAUCCAGGUGAAGAACGACCAGGAGGCGAUGAUCAUGCAGUUCUGUGUGAGGACACCGCAGCCGCCCCCAAAGCCCGGGGCCCGUAACAGCGGACAGCGGAGGUUCCUGAAGAAGAAAGAGAUCGGCAAGAUCGUUCUCUCUCCCUUGGCCGUCACUAGCAAAUACCCCAUCUUUCACGACCGCAGAGUAAACAACCUCAAGUAUGGCAAACUGCUGAAGACUGUGGUAAGGCAAAACAAAAACUAUUACCUCCUGGAGUAUAAGAAGGGAGAUGUGAUUGCAUUGCUGAGUGAAGAGAAGAUUAAGUUGAAAGGGCAGCUGCGAACAAAGGAAUGGUACACGGGCUAUUACCAAGGGAAAAUCGGGCUCGUGCAUGCCAAAAAUGUGCUCGUGGUCGGAAAAAUUAAGCCGAGCUUCUUCCUUGGGCCUGACCUCACCACCUCAACGCUCUUGGACCAGAUCCUGCGCCCCAGCAAGUUUCUGACCUACAUUUAUGCCUCUGUAAGGAUGACACUGAUGGAAAAUAUCAACAGUUGGCGGGCGUUUGCAGACGCCCUGGGUUACAAAAACAUGCCGCUUGUACACUUUUGCCGGACAGAGAUAGACAGUGAGCCGGAGCGUGUGGCGUCUGUACUGGAAAAGCUCAAGGAGGACUGCAACGACUCUGAGAACAUGGAGAAGAAGUCCUUUCAGAAGGAGCUGAUGGCUGCUUUGUUAAAACUGGACUGCCAGGGUUUGGUCGCCAGGCUCAUCCAGGAUUUUGUACUGCUCACCACUGCGGUAGAAGUGGCCCCGAGAUGGAGAGAACUAGCUGAGAAACUGGCCAAAGUUUCCAGGCAACAGAUGGAAGCUUAUGAAGCCCCCCACAGGGACAAGAACGGGGGCAUUGAAACCGAGGCGAUGUGGAAACCAGCCUAUGACUUCUUGCUGACCUGGAGUGCACAGAUUGGAGACAGCUACAGAGAUGUGAUUCAGGAACUGCACCUGGGACUCGAUAAAAUGAAACACCCCAUCACCAAGCGCUGGAAGCAUUUGACGGGGACCCUCAUCUUGGUCUACGCCCUGGAGAUUCUCAGAGCAGCAGCAUUCAGGCCCCCUGACCAGGACGACAUUGCUAUUUAGCCUGGAUGCCCCCAAGCCUGUUGCGUGGGGAAGGCGUAGAGUGAAGUCCAGCAAGAGGGGGAGAGUUGGGGUGGGGGGGAAGAGUGACUGCAAGAUUUUUGCCUUGAACGACUCGAGCUGUUUGGACCCAGUUUCCCGAGGCUUUUGCCAGCGGGACUUAACAGACCUCCUUACAGCCUGGAGCACUGAGGCAUUUUCUGAGUUGCAAAGAUUUGGCUCAGUUGUCGGUUUUAUCUUCGCUGUGUUCAAACUAUCACGGUCAAAGGCAAAAGCCAGCCUGGCCCCCAAGACUUCUUAAGAAGCCCCACCUCGUUUUGUGACUCGGAAGUGAAUCCUGAUAGCUUGUUUUGCACACGGAAUCAAUCAAAUUAAAUGGGGAGGGUGGGUGCGGGUGAAUUCACCAUUGGGUUAUUAAUGAACAAAAUUCUAACUAAAUCCUGUUCAUGUCUCUGAAUUGAUAAAGAUUGUGCUUUAGUGUAAAGAGACGCUAACCUUUCCAUUGCAUUGUUUCUGCCUUUUGAAUAGCACUAUUUUAUUGGUACUAUUUUUAACUGUGUCAAAGGUCUGAGCAAUGUCCCAGAAUUGUUCUUCAGCCCAUAUCUUAAGAAAUUGACUGAAUGUAGUUUUUAAGCUUUGUAAAAACAGCAGGAUUCCUAACUACCUCAGGUACACACCGCUUUUCCCUGAUCUGCUUUUAAUCAUGAAAGCUCUCCCCUUAACCCCCCCCCCUUCCCUUGUACUAGAAGCUCUGUGUGUGGGGUGGUGGGGGGUGGUCAGCUCGGUGCUGAUCCCAGCUGUCUGCCUGGCGUUCUGCCUUUUCAGGCUGAGAGCUGAAAGGUUUGCGGAGGGGAGCUAUACAUGUCGAGACAUGCCCACGCUUUGAGCUGGGGAGCUGGUCCCAGCUAUCGCAUUCUGGAAAGCUGAAAUGUGCCACUCAGGUUAUUCAGCAGUUGCCAAGCUAAGGCAGUGUUUUCCCUUCCAGUUUCAAGCGGCGUAGCUUCGGGUCUUUGUAAAGCAAUGGAAAAUACUGCCGGGCAGGGGUAGAAUGAGGAAGAGGAGGAGGAUUCAACACAGUUUGAAAGGUAGAAAUGCUUUGAGAAUACAGUCAGCCAGUGCAUUUAAAACAAUGAGGUCCUUGUGCAUCUCCUGCCUCUCUCUCUCUCUCCUGGGUGUCACCCGUUAGCCCAAUUCAUUACACACUUCACCUUUCUUUAACCCGCUCACAGCUGCCAGGGGGAUGUAUUUCAUUUGGAUUUUCUGGUUUGGAGGACACAGUUUCUUAAUGGGCUUUAAGUGAGGCACGGGGUGGGGUUACACCAAAACGCGGGCUGCCACAGUCGGUGGGAUCGUUACAGCUUGUUGGAUUUAAAUAUGAAGAUUAAGAAAUUGUGUGCACUUGUGUUUUCCUCUUCACUAACUGAAAUUGGGCUAAUUAAUGCAAUGUAAUCAUUCCAAACCCCCUCCCCCCUGCCGGAUUAAUUGAUCACAGUGAGGCUGUCUGUAAUGCAUGGUAUGGUAAACACUUGGUCAUGUUCAGUGGGGAAGUUGAAGCAGCAGAUCCCAACAAGAAUUCUCAUAUUCAUUGGCCAAAACUGUUAAUGCUUUUGAAGCAGACCGUGUUAACUGGGAAUAACUGGGGUGUAUUAGACAGUACCAUACCCCACUCCAGACUUCGCUUUAAUAUGUAGUCACUCAUUUCAGAAACUUUUAUCAUCAAAUAUUCUGAAUAAAAUGACACCUUUUUUUUUUAUAUAUACCCUUUCCUCUUCAUUACUCUGUCCUAAGGAACUACUUGCCUCAAACAUGUCCCCCCCUCUCUCUCAGUUGGUGUAAUAAGGGAAUCAUGCCAACUUAACGCUCAUUUUGCGCUCCUGGUGAAAGAUUGGCGCGAUCUGAAUUUCUUUCAGCGGUCUCCUCUUUGCCUCGCUUGACUUGGGGGGGUCACGUAGGUUGUGUGUCUGCUUGCACAUCCAACAUCAUUUCCUCGCACAGUAUUUUGUGGAAUGUGUAAGAACACAGAGUUCAAAAUACAUUUCCCAAACUGCACAAGCCGCUCCCUUUGUUCAAAUCAGUGGUUGUACCUCUGGUCUUCAUCGCUGGUCAUCAGUAUGGGGCUGCCUGCAUCGAGCUCCUCAAAAAUUGAGAGCUCCCUAACUCAAGCUGUCGCCUGUCUGAAUGUAUUUGCCAGUGGGCGCAGGUUCAAGAACUGGUGUCUAGAGAUUGUACGUUAGUUCUUGUCGUCUUCAUUGGCGAAGCUAUUAAUAUUAGAGGAGGACUCCUAGAAUAGUUCUGAAUAUUGAUGUGGAUGAGGUGAUUCUCAUUUUGGUGUGAGCUCAGGAAUGAAUACGCAGCUGGUGACAAAAGCUGAUGAUGAUCUUUCUCUUGCUGCAGAGAUCUAAUUUAGCCCUGGUGCUUUCACCGAGUCCGGAUGAAUGGGAGCCUUCCUGCGUAUAUCUGAACACUAAAUAUUGAUUUUCUAAGAAAGCCAAUUUUCUAUUUUUUUUUGAAUUUAAAAAAAAAGUGCUGACACAGGACGCUUCACAGUUUGAGAUCUGUUUGAUUUGUAAAGGGAAUUUGUACAUUUAUAAAUGUAGAUAUUUAAAUAAUAUACAGCAUACUUCUAGAAUUGCAGUAAUAAUUAAAAUAGUGAGUAGUCCAGGAUAGAAAUGUCAAUUUAUCCCAUCCAGCUCAUCACUCUGCCGCUUCUCAAAUAACCCACUCUAGUGCCCGUCUAUAACGUGAAUCCCCCCGAACUGUUCAAGUGCAGAGCAUUACUUGGUAGAACAUUAACUUAAAGCGUGAUAAACGUCUACAAAGCCUUUUCUUUCCUGGGGCCUGCUUUUAAAGCACUUUUUAAUUUAAAGUUGUGCCCUCUAGGCCCACUGGACUGACUGACCAAGUAAGAUCGCGGGCUCACUCCGUCAUUGUUGUAAGGUGCUUCCGACUCCUCAGUGAGGCCAUCCUUUAAACUUUAUCCAGACCAAACCUCAUGUUUUUUUUUUUAAACCCGCACUUAGAGUGUGCUGAACCUUUGAAUUAUUGGUAAAUGCACUUCAGGAGUACGCUGAAAUUGGAAUCAAAGUGCAUGCUCCCACUAACCACAGAAUUGUUUCAGUGCAGGAGGAGAUCAUUCAGCCAUCAUGUCUAAGCCUAUGGAAAAGUUAUUCCUUUGACAUUUUGACAAUGUGAAAUGCUGUUGAUUGUUGAUCAGCAGACGUCUUCUGCCAGCUUGGCUAAGCGAACUCUGAAACUGGACAACCCCAUCAGCCAGCUUUACUGGAAUAUUUUGCAAUGUUGGACUUGGGAGGGAGCGUUAGCAAGUGAACCUGUCGUUUCUCUAAAUGCCAUGGCCUGGUGAAGAUGUCCUCGAAAGGAAUAGAUGGCUCUGAAAUUGACAGGACUGUUUAAUCGAGACAGUUUGAUUAAGUUUCUGCCCUUUGUGAAAUCUUUCUUCUGGCGGUAAUUGGGGAAUUCAUUUACAUUAUUCCCCACCCUCUCCUCAUCUCUUGCACAGCCAGUGUCCCUUCCAAAACAACCUUUUGAGCCUGAGAUGUCACUCAAUAUUUGACGUCUUUAACCCUGUGAUUCAUUUGCCUGCAGGUUGUAAAUUAAUGUAAAUUUACUGCUUUUGUAACCUAUCUGCUGUUCUGGCCACAUUUUCGCUAUCUGGCUUGAUUUCUGCAUUUUCUUUUGUGUCCUAGAUAAGGUACAAUGGCUGAAUUUGCUUCAGAAGUUGUGUAUCAUCCAUGGAGAGCAUUCUAGUGCCUGGUCUAAUUGGUGUAAGAUUCUGACUUUAAAAAAAAAAGACUAACUUUAAUUUCGUCAACUCAGACCUGAUGGCCAUAAUCUCGACAUGUAUUCCCCGCCGACUCGUGUCACAUAGUACAGGCUGUCACAGUCUAACAUGUCUAAGAAUGAUAUUCUGUUCUUCACCAGGAUGCGUGAUUAUGCUUGGUUGCUCACUGUUCUUGCUCUAGUGCACUGAUCACACUAAUGGUAGCCUCUGGGUUCGCAUACCAAAAAAACACCUUAACCCAGAACUGAUCAAUCUUAUGCAAAUCCUUUCUUUGUUUCUAUGUGCGCACAUCUCUUCAGAGUUCAAUGUCACUACAACUUUCCCAAAUUUAAAAUAUGUAUUUUGAAAAUUAUUGUACAAAUAUAGUCUUGAUUUUUACUAUCUGCGCUUCUAAAGUAGGAUUGAUUUAUUUUUCCUCUGGUGUUGGGUUGAGAGAGCACACCAGUUUUCCAUUGUUUGAAGAUCAACAUCCUGGAACUCCCUCCCUAACAGCCCUAUGGGUGUACCCACACCACGUGGACUGCAGCAGUUCGAGAGGGUGGGGGUCACCACCACUUUAUCAAGGAAUGGGCACUAAAUGCUGGCCUUGCCAGCGAUGCCUACAUCCCAUAAAGAUAUGUAUGCCAGUUUGAGGUGGUAAGUAAUUUGGAAUGAACUGAUGAAUUCGCAACGGAUUCUCGGUUUUCUCAUUUCCACGACCCACGUCAUGUCAUCUUGAUUCAGUCUUAAUAAAAGUGAUGCUCCCAUUCUCCUUUCCGUCCACCUUGUUACAUCACCAAAUAAAUACCAGUCAAUAAGCUAAUCUUCGGCUCAGUGCACUUUCUGCCACAUGCUUUCGUCCGUAAGUUGCUGCCAUAUUACCCCACACUCGCUUUCUGACACACAAGGCAAAACUGUUGUUAUGCUGACUGGUAUUGUAGACUGCUGUUUGACGAUAUGGAUUGCCUUAGAUCUGUGUUUUUUUUUAAAACCACUGCUUUCCAUUGCUCUGUAUAUUUAUAAAAAGUAAUUCCUAGUUAUAUUGACACUUCCUGUCUGGUUUUAACCACCAUUUUUCAAUAAAAACCAUCUUGUA
Molecule: messenger RNA, 8022 nt
Organism: Carcharodon carcharias (great white shark)
Lineage: Eukaryota; Metazoa; Chordata; Chondrichthyes; Lamniformes; Lamnidae
Product: SH3 domain-binding protein 4-like
Exons: 5
Coding region: 269-3151 (960 amino acids)
Cellular component (GO): cytoplasm
Molecular function (GO): protein binding
Source: RefSeq, a predicted model, not a curated record